This is a messenger RNA of Myotis davidii, 1564 nucleotides long. It is a transcript of the gene SSBP1, whose product is annotated as single-stranded DNA binding protein 1, mitochondrial. Gene Ontology annotation, biological process: positive regulation of helicase activity; mitochondrial DNA replication. The coding region runs from base 170 to 616 and encodes 148 amino acids. Gene Ontology annotation, cellular component: mitochondrial nucleoid. The transcript is spliced from 7 exons. Gene Ontology annotation, molecular function: single-stranded DNA binding. NCBI's taxonomy places the organism in Eukaryota, Metazoa, Chordata, Mammalia, Chiroptera, Vespertilionidae. The record is from RefSeq and is a predicted model, not a curated record.
GUCUUGCGUCACGGCCGCGUUGGGAAGUGUCCUCCGGGCUCGGAGCUUCCCGGCUGGAGCGUCCGGUGUGCGCGGGGGGAAGGCGUGAGCUCUGUGCCAGGUGUCCGUGCAGCCCCGCGUCGGUCGGGAGGAAAGGACUAAAGAUUAGAUUAUAGGAAAAGUAGAAGCAAUGUUUCGAAGACCUGUAUUGCAGGUGUUUCAUAAAUUUGUAAGACAUGAGUCUGAAGCAGUAAGCAGCUUGGUUCUGGAAAGAUCUCUGAAUCGUGUGCAGUUACUGGGGCGAGUUGGUCAGGAUCCUGUCAUGAGACAGGUGGAAGGGAAAAACCCAGUCACAAUAUUUUCUCUAGCAACAAAUGAAAUGUGGAAAUCAGGAGAAAGUGAAGCAUACCAAAUGGGUGAUGUCAGUCAAAAGACAACAUGGCACAGAAUUUCAGUAUUCCGACCAGGCCUCAGAGAUGUGGCAUAUCAGUAUGUGAAAAAGGGGUCUCGAAUUUAUGUGGAAGGGAAAGUAGACUAUGGUGAAUAUAUGGAUAAAAAUAAUGUGAGGCGACAAGCAACAACAAUCAUAGCUGAUAACAUUAUAUUUCUGAGUGACCAGACAAAAGAGAAGGCAUAGAGCGGACCAUUCUUCUUUGGCCAGUGUUUGGUAUAGUCUCAUUUCCAAAUCAUGUAUAGUCUUUAUAGUUUCUAAGGACAAAAAUUAAAAUAUUAUUUUAUAUAAAAUGAUAAUAUUUCUCCUUUCUCCUGACUGUUGCUCUCCACUCCUCUUUUUGUGCCAUCAACCUUGGUAGUUGCUGUCUAAUGCGACAUUCACUAAUUGUUUAUUCUUUUAGGGGUGGUUUCUAUGUACAAGUAUACAGAAUAGUGAAUUGUCAGGUUCAUCUGCACUAUAGCAGAGGAAUAAUGUCCUUUGGGAAGACCUCUUGUUUUUUGUGCGCAUUUCUGUUAUAGUAUUGAUUCAGUAUUAACUGAGCAUCAUUAUAUGUUAGGCAUCUAUCUCCCUGUUGUAAAUAUUGAUUUUCUUAGCUGUUUACUCUGUGUGCCUGUACUUGAACCAGAGCUUGGCAUAGAACAGACAGUGGAUAAGUCUUGACAGAUGCAUGAUCCCAAUGGGAUAUUCAGCUUUAGCCCAAAGUGAAGGGAGUUGCUGAGCAGGUUGGUAUCCAACCUGCCUUCUUCAAAUCUUUUGUUUGUGGACAGUUUCAAUAGUAGCAUUUAUGAAAUGAAGUUGACUAGCAAUAAAGACCUGAAAUAUAGCUAGGGGUGAAGUAGUUCAUCUCCAGGGGAUGGUACAGGGCUCUGGUUCUGAUUCUCUUUCCUUUUAUUCUCAUUCAGAACUCUCAGGGAAGUCCCCUGACCAACCUUUGACCUUGCCUCCCUAGGUUGGAGCCUGAGUAUGACAUUUUCCUUUCCUUUUUCCACAUGGUCUGGAUGCACAUAUACAUAAGAGAAACUUGUGUACGUGCAGAAAAUUGUGUGCUUUUAUUAUAAGGUUCUGGAAAUUACAGAGUACUAAUAAUUUACUAACAAGGAUCAGAUGAAAUAAACAUAGCUUUUCAGUGCA